This is a messenger RNA of Alligator mississippiensis (American alligator), 2173 nucleotides long. RefSeq names its product frizzled class receptor 7 (gene FZD7). Bases 433 to 2094 code for a protein of 553 amino acids. Gene Ontology annotation, cellular component: plasma membrane. Gene Ontology annotation, molecular function: Wnt receptor activity; Wnt-protein binding. Lineage: Eukaryota; Metazoa; Chordata; Crocodylia; Alligatoridae. The record is from RefSeq and is a predicted model, not a curated record. The transcript has a single exon. Gene Ontology annotation, biological process: non-canonical Wnt signaling pathway; canonical Wnt signaling pathway.
UUUGUGAAUGGGGCCCGGCGGGGCGGGGCGGCAGACGGAGCCGUGUGUAUCUUUUGUGCGCCCAGCUCGGGCCGGAGCUGUCGCUAUCGCCGGGAGAGGGGGCAGACACGCGGCGGCCGUCCGCUCCUCGCCGCGCUGCGCCGCGCCGCCGCCGGAUUGUAAAAGUUACUGGAGCCCCCGGGCGGAAGAGACGGCUGCCCGCAGGCCGGGCUCGGCGGGAGCGGAGCCGCCGCGCGGAGACUCUGCCGGGUUCGUGCCUUUCCUCCCCGCGGCGGUGACGUCCCCGGGAACUUUUGCUGCCCCCGCUGCCUGGGGCGGGAGGACGUGAGCGCUGACCCGCAGCGCGCCGGCCCCGCGCCCCGCGCUGGCGGCGGGGGGAGCCGAGGCCGCGCCCGCCCCGGCCCCGGCCCCGGCCCCGCCGCGACGCUGAGGAUGUGGCGGGGCCUGGCCGCCCUGCUGGGCGCCCUGCUGGCCGUGCCGGCGGCGCAGCAGUACCACGGCGAGAAGGGCAUCUCGGUGCCGGACCACGGGUUCUGCCAGCCCAUCUCCAUCCCGCUGUGUACGGACAUCGCCUACAACCAGACCAUCCUGCCCAACCUGCUGGGCCACACGAGCCAGGAGGACGCGGGGUUGGAGGUGCACCAGUUCUACCCGCUGGUCAAGGUGCAGUGCUCGCCCGAGCUCAAGUUCUUCCUGUGCUCCAUGUACGCGCCCGUGUGCACGGUGCUGGAGCAGGCCAUCCCGCCGUGCCGCAGCCUGUGCGAGCGGGCGCGCCAGGGCUGCGAGGCGCUCAUGAACAAGUUCGGCUUUCAGUGGCCCGAGCGGCUGCGCUGCGAGCACUUCCCGGUGCACGGCGCGGGCGAGAUCUGCGUGGGCCAGAACACGUCGGAGGCCGGCGGCGGGGGCGGCCGGGCGGGCGCCACGGGGCUCCCGCCCGCCGCCGCCGGCUCCCCGCCGGCCCCGGCCACGCCGCCGCCCGCCGCCGGCUUCGCCUUCUCGUGCCCGCGGCAGCUCAAAGUGCCGCCCUACCUGGGCUACCGCUUCCUGGGCGAGCGCGACUGCGGGGCGCCGUGCGAGCCGGGCCGGCCCGACGGGCUGAUGUACUUCAAGGAGGCCGAGGUGCGCUUCGCCCGCCUCUGGGUGGGCGUGUGGUCCGUGCUGUGCUGCGCCUCCACGCUCUUCACCGUGCUCACCUACCUGGUGGACAUGCGGCGCUUCAGCUACCCCGAGCGGCCCAUCAUCUUCCUGGCCGGCUGCUACUUCAUGGUGGCCGUGGCGCACGUGGCCGGCUUCGUGCUGCAGGAGCGCGCGGCCUGCGCGGAGCGCUUCGCCGAGGACGCCUACCGCACCGUGGCGCAGGGCACCAAGAAGGAGGGCUGCACCAUCCUCUUCAUGAUCCUCUACUUCUUCGGCAUGGCCAGCUCCAUCUGGUGGGUCGUGCUGUCGCUCACCUGGUUCCUGGCGGCCGGCAUGAAGUGGGGCCACGAGGCCAUCGAGGCCAACUCGCAGUACUUCCACCUGGCGGCCUGGGCCGUGCCGGCCGUCAAGACCAUCACCAUCCUGGCCAUGGGGCAGGUGGACGGCGACCUGCUGAGCGGCGUGUGCUACGUGGGGCUCUACAGCGUGGACUCGCUGCGCGGCUUCGUGCUGGCGCCGCUCUUCGUCUACCUCUUCAUCGGCACGUCCUUCCUGCUGGCCGGCUUCGUGUCGCUCUUCCGCAUCCGCACCAUCAUGAAGCACGGCGGCACCAAGACCGAGAAGCUGGAGAAGCUCAUGGUGCGCAUCGGCGUCUUCAGCGUGCUCUACACCGUGCCCGCCACCAUCGUGCUGGCCUGCUACUUCUACGAGCAGGCUUUCCGCCCCGCCUGGGAGCGCACCUGGCUGCUGCAGACCUGCAAGACCUACGCCGUGCCUUGCCCCGGCCACGUGGCGCCCGCCAGCCCCGACUUCACCGUCUUCAUGAUCAAGUACCUCAUGACCAUGAUCGUGGGCAUCACCACCGGCUUCUGGAUCUGGUCCGGCAAGACCCUGCAGUCCUGGCGGCGCUUCUACCACCGGCUCAGCAGCGGCAGCCAAGGGGAGACGGCGGUAUGAGGGCAAGCCUGCCUCCCUCCCUCCCUUGCCCCCUGCCCUGCCCUGCCCUGCCCUGCCCUGCCCUGCGGGCGCCCCGGGA